Molecule: messenger RNA, 1810 nt
Organism: Castor canadensis (American beaver)
Lineage: Eukaryota; Metazoa; Chordata; Mammalia; Rodentia; Castoridae
Source: RefSeq, a predicted model, not a curated record
GUGUACCAACAUUCGACCAGGAGAGACUGGAAUGGAUGUAACAAGCCGCUGCACCCUUGGAGACCCCAACAAACUGCCAGAAGGGGUUCCCCAACCUGCACGCAUGCCCUAUAUCUCAGACAAGCACCCUCGGCAAACCUUGGAAGUGAUUAACCUUCUGAGAAAGCACCGAGAGCUAUGUGAUGUGGUGCUAGUUGUGGGCGCUAAGAAGAUAUACGCCCAUCGAGUCAUUUUGUCGGCCUGUAGUCCCUAUUUCCGAGCUAUGUUUACAGGGGAAUUGGCAGAAAGCCGUCAGACAGAAGUAGUGAUCCGAGACAUAGAUGAGAGGGCUAUGGAACUACUGAUUGACUUUGCAUAUACCUCCCAGAUAACUGUAGAAGAAGGCAAUGUUCAGACCCUUUUGCCAGCUGCUUGCCUUCUCCAGCUGGCAGAAAUACAGGAAGCCUGCUGUGAAUUCCUAAAGAGACAAUUAGAUCCUUCUAACUGCCUGGGCAUUCGGGCUUUUGCUGACACACAUUCUUGCCGUGAGUUGCUAAGGAUAGCAGACAAGUUCACUCAGCAUAACUUUCAAGAGGUAAUGGAGAGUGAAGAGUUCAUGUUACUUCCAGCCAACCAACUCAUUGAUAUAAUAUCUAGUGAUGAGCUAAAUGUUCGCAGUGAAGAACAAGUAUUCAAUGCAGUGAUGGCAUGGGUCAAAUAUAGUAUUCAAGAAAGACGUCCUCAGUUACCCCAGGUGCUGCAGCAUGUACGUUUGCCUUUGCUUAGUCCCAAGUUCCUGGUAGGCACAGUAGGCUCUGAUCCCCUCAUUAAAAGUGAUGAAGAAUGCAGAGACUUGGUAGAUGAGGCUAAAAACUACCUCCUGUUGCCUCAAGAACGACCACUAAUGCAAGGACCAAGGACAAGACCACGGAAACCUAUCCGAUGUGGAGAAGUACUCUUUGCAGUUGGUGGUUGGUGUAGUGGAGAUGCCAUUUCCAGUGUUGAACGAUAUGAUCCACAGACCAAUGAAUGGAGAAUGGUAGCUUCAAUGAGCAAAAGACGAUGUGGAGUCGGGGUCAGUGUUCUUGAUGACCUUUUAUAUGCAGUAGGAGGCCAUGAUGGAUCCUCUUAUCUGAACAGUGUUGAAAGAUACGACCCCAAAACAAACCAAUGGAGCAGUGAUGUGGCUCCUACAAGCACCUGCAGGACAAGUGUUGGUGUGGCAGUACUUGGAGGCUUCCUCUAUGCUGUAGGUGGCCAGGAUGGUGUGUCUUGCCUCAACAUUGUUGAGAGGUAUGAUCCAAAGGAGAACAAGUGGACUAGGGUGGCUUCAAUGAGUACUAGAAGACUAGGUGUGGCUGUGGCUGUGUUGGGAGGGUUCUUAUAUGCUGUAGGUGGCUCUGAUGGGACAUCUCCACUCAACACAGUGGAGCGCUACAAUCCUCAGGAAAACAGAUGGCACACCAUAGCCCCUAUGGGGACCCGGAGGAAACACCUAGGCUGUGCAGUGUAUCAGGACAUGAUCUAUGCCGUAGGAGGGAGAGAUGAUACUACAGAGCUUAGCAGUGCUGAGAGAUACAACCCCAGAACUAACCAGUGGUCUCCUGUGGUGGCCAUGACAUCCCGCCGUAGUGGAGUUGGCCUGGCAGUGGUCAAUGGACAGCUCAUGGCAGUAGGAGGUUUUGAUGGCACAACAUACUUGAAGACCAUUGAAGUUUUUGAUCCUGAUGCCAAUACAUGGAGGUUAUAUGGUGGGAUGAAUUACCGUCGGCUAGGAGGUGGUGUAGGAGUUAUUAAAAUGACACAUUGUGAAUCCCAUAUAUGGUGACCA